AUGAGUACGGCCAUCACAAUGGCACAACCUUCGUCCUCAAAUGAUCGUUGCUUCAUUUCCACUUCUCUACCAAAAUUUCCAACCCAGGAAAUUGGUGAUCAGAUGCUGAAUAAGAGCGAUGAAGAAGUGGAAGCGGUGUCUAGAAGAAGGACUUUAGAAACGGCAGUGAGCUUGUAUGAUGAUGUGCACAUUUAUGCGAAUGUUCGCGAGAUGGAAGAGGAAAGCAGAAGAAUGGAGGAACCGCCAAUACCAGAUGUCACUGAACAACCGAUCCGUGACCUCGGUGAUGGAUGGCUUGAAUACCUAACUGAUACUGGAAGGUCAUAUUUCUAUAAUGUGGAAUCUGGUGACAGCCAUUGGAAGCCACCCCGUUGUGUGAAACCACCUCUUGUGCAAGCAUCCUCGCAAGUUUUUACAGCAUCCAGUGAUGCUUGUGCGGCCACAGUUGGUCAGUAUGAUAAUGUAACAGUACCAAUUAUUGAAGUGAUUAACAGACAAGAGGAUGACUUGGAUGCAUCGUGCUCUGCACCUGUCUCACCUAUUGUUCCGGCCAAAUCAUUGAGUGAUAUGAUAGAGAGUAUUGAUUCGGGUAUUGGGCGUACGUCAAUCAGUGUGCGCAAUAAGGUGGCCGAUGGCAUUGCCGAAAAUCGAUUAUCCUUUCAACAGGUCGCGAAGGAAAUCGCAAAACGAACCAAUGCACACAGAUCAAUUGAGGAGUUGUACGCUGCCGAAUGUGCGCAUUUUGGUUCCGGGUCGAACAGAUCCGAAGAUGGUAGAGCUGUGGAUAGAGUAGCUCUAAUGUCACACUUAUCGUCCUCGGUUGGAUUGUCACAGAACCCAAUAAAACGUGGAACGUUGAACAAGUGCCAAGUGGCUGACGCAGGUAAUCGACUGAAGAAGAGGGAGUGGUCGUCUUGUUAUUUAUUCCUGUCAUCUGAACAUAUCAUCUUUUAUAAAGACGAGAAAAGUGCUGAGAAAUGCGGUCGUCACUAUGAAGCGCCAUCGGGUAUGUGUGAAUUGAGAGGUGCACAAAUACAGUGGUUGGACAGUGAAAAAGAUAAAAGGAAGAAACACGAUCACAUUAUCCAAUUAAAAUCGAUCGACGGCACAGUUUAUCUGUUCAGUGCGUCGGAUCAAGAUAUUAACGGAUGGUUUCAUGCGAUACGUUCAGUUAUUUACAAAUUGGUAACGAUUAUAUUUCCUUUAGAAUUGCAAGAUAAUGCAAUGUUCUCAUUGAAGCCUCGACCGGAUCCUUAUCCAACGCCAGUACUGGAAAGAAUGAAUACAGCCAGUGGGGUCAGCCGAAGUCCAAGUAAUUUAUCUUACUCGCAUUCAUUGCCUUUUGGUAGUGCACCCGCAAGAAGUUCAUCCAAAAAGGGGAAAUCGCCAAACAAAGAUAUGCUGAGUUGCUCACCAGCCAUGGACGAUGGCCGCAUGAUGGCCGCUGCUGCUGCUGCUGCCGCUGCUGCAUCAAGUGCAACAGCUGGUGCAACCGAGUCUGUACCAACUCGAGCGUCAAUAAUCGAGAAGUUGAAGCGAUUCUUCCGCUCAAGACCAACAAUUGACAGUUUAAAAGAGAAAGGCAUUUACAGACCCGAACCGGUGUUUGGCAGCACUUUACAGACGAUUUGCCACCAUGAGCAGCGUACCGUACCGCGAUUCAUUCAGCUGGUCACCGAGGUGAUUGAGUCGAGAGGUUUAGACACUGAUGGACUAUAUCGGGUCAGUGGCAACUUGUCGGCCAUUCAGAAAAUACGAUGUCAUGUUGAUCAGGAUAAAUAUAAUGUUUUGUUUCGCGAAGAAGAUGUGCAUGUAUUGACGGGUGCAUUAAAAUUAUUCUUCCGUGAACUCUCUGAACCCAUCUUCCCAACUAAUCUUGCCAAAGAAUUCAUCCACGUCAACAGGUCACCGAACGAUGAGAAUAAAAUAAAAAAGUUUGAUGAACUGCUGAGAAGGUUGCCGCUCGUGAAUCGUGAGACGUUGAAGGUGUUGUUCGGACAUCUACUGAAAGUUGCAAAUCACGCGGAUAAGAAUCGGAUGGAAAUUCACAAUUUAGCCAUAAUGUUUGGACCGUCAUUGUUCAGUAGUGGAAUAGAGCCGAAUAGUGACAACAAGAAAGGCUCGAAUGCAUCCAAGAAGAAACAUCACAAUGAUAAGAAGCAAAAGGAGCGUACCACCGUGCAGAGUAAUUCGCAUCUUGCGUUUGAUAUGAUUAUGCAAGGACAAACCGUCGAGUUUCUUUUGAGGGAAUUCAGAAGAUUUCCCAUUCUUCAUGCACCUCCUAUUAUGUAA
Molecule: messenger RNA, 2292 nt
Organism: Anisakis simplex (herring worm)
Lineage: Eukaryota; Metazoa; Nematoda; Chromadorea; Rhabditida; Anisakidae
Source: the annotation of a GenBank genome assembly